Symbiodinium natans is the source of this 624-nucleotide messenger RNA. NCBI's taxonomy places the organism in Eukaryota, Dinophyceae, Suessiales, Symbiodiniaceae. The record is from the annotation of a GenBank genome assembly.
AUGAUGCCCUUCAGUGCCAUUCUCCUUGCUCUGCUGCCAUGCGCAAUGGGCGAAGGCCAAGCAGGGACCCUGUAUUGCUUUGCCUGCGUGACGCCAAACACCUACGAAGUGGGGAUGAUCGCGGCCAUGGCGAGGCUGGGUGUGGGCCUGUUCGAGUGCAACGGCUACGACAUCAUCAGCAAUACCACCGCCGACCAACUGUUCGUUAACUAUCCGGACGUUGCCGGGAUGCUCAAGGACAAGGUGCAUGUGAUAAAUAAGAAUCUCUAUGUUCCGAUGGUCAGGGGCCCCGCAGGGCACGACAGCUCAUCGCCCCAAACGGAUCCGAACUCGCCCUUGUACGAGGGAAAGAAAGCGAUUAUGAAGCACCUUGUCAACGCACCCGUGUUCAAGGAUGUGUGGCAGUCCAUCUUUGACAUUGGAGCUUUCGGGAAUUUCGACUACACGUGCAAGUUGGAUGUGGAUGCGGUUAUCGUUCCCAAGCGGCUAUCGGGAAUGUUGUCUGCCAGACCUGGUGAUGAAGAAGAAUACUUCUUGAACGCAUACCACGACAUGUACGGCAAUUUCCUCCAUGGGCCGGUGGAGCUGAUCUCCAAAAAGGGCAUGACGCUGGACGAUCAUUGA